AUAUUAUCAUACGUUGUUGCCUUCGUGUUGCAUGAGUGGCUGCCUCCAAGUGGAUAUAAAAGUUGUUCGCACCCCCAAGUUUGUGUCUUGUACAAGUCUUUCGUUUACCACUGUUACUAUGUUUCUAUACUAACGAACUUUGUUGUAGUUUUCUUUUCAUGCCAUGUAUUUGCUGCAGCACUGAGACCGGUAAUAAUCUGUUCGCUUAAAUUAAAGGGGUCAAGUGCAGGCAAACAAAAAGAUUACCAAACAAAUUACACGAGGAUGAGGUCGUUUGAAAAGUACAUGUACAUAUGUAGUUGCGAUAUAAAGUGACAUUUUUUGGUUUAGGCUGUGAGAUUUUGUACAAAUAAAACCUUCGAGGACAGGUUUACUAAUAUUUUUGGUAAACUAAAAACGUACAUUGUAAGAAUACAUGUUUAAAAACAAAGUAAUGUAAUAAACUAAAAAACAUUUUUCAUAAAUUAAAUAAAUAAAAAAUAUUUUUCAUUAAAAUAGCUAUUAGAAAUGUAAUUAAUUCAAAUAACGUGAUUGAAAAGUGCCCCUAAAUUGUUUAAGUAUAAACAGAAAGCUUUUCAUCGUUACAUUACCAAAUUCCCCUGAAAUAAAUCAAAAUAAAAAAAAGUAGAUCAAAAUUAAACGCAGUCAACAUUUUCGACUUAGAAUUAUUUUGAUUAAAAUUAGAUACUGACAGAAUGAGAGUUAAUAAAAAUGAUCUCUAGCGAUACUAAAAUUCUAGAAACAAAUAAAAAUUAUUAUUCAAUCUGUAUUCACUUAAAAAAUAGUCUUCAUUUGACAAAUCAGUGUAAUUCCAAGCAAAAAAAUUUCAUAAAGUCAUUGACUGAACAGGAAACUAGUUUUAAAGAGGAAGUUAAAGGUGACAAGUUACUAUAAAACUGUAAUAACAAAUAGUAGUAUAAUCAAUAUUCAAUCACAUAUUAUUAAAUAUUAUACUGAUAACAAUAGAGCAAGUUCCAUAAACCAAAACUGAAAACCAAUUAAAUAUAUAAAUCAAUAGCGAUCAGCAAACUGUAUGCAAAACCAAGGGCACUUUGACCAGCAAAUACCAGUGGCUCUUCACGCCCACAAGAAACGACCAUUUACUUAAAAAUAAAUAUAAACAAAACGCGAGCAAAGUCACAUAAACAAUAAAAACUACACGUACAUUUAUCUUAGCAAUUAUCAGUCUCCAAACAGUUGCUGCGAAACCCAAGCCGUCAGCAUGUCGCAACAGUGGCUCUCAAACUGUGCCAGACAUUUAAUUUGUUUGGCGGGGAUCUUGCUCUUUGCCGCUCACCUGGCAAACGCCUCCAGCCAGAUCGAUGUGGAUGCGGAUCUUAGGCACAUGCUGGGCCGUUGCCAUACGACAGACGAGGACUUCAACGAGUGCAUGCGGCAGGUGUUCAACGAUCUGAGGGCCUACUUUACUACAGGUGUGCCCGACUACAACAUCAAGCCCUUUGACCCACAUCACUGUACCUAUGUUGAGCUGCGCCGAGGUGACUCCCAUGGUCUGGGCAGCUUUCGACUCAUCUUGCGCAAUGUCUCCGAGUUCGGAUGGGCGCGAUCCGAGGUGACCAAGUUCCAUGCCGAUCCCGAGGACAGGCGUAUUGUCUACACUCAGUAUUUCCCGGAUAAAAGUCUGGAGGGAGAGUACGAGUUCGCCGCCAAGAUGCUGGGCACGGAUAUGAACCGAAAAGGCCACUGGAACCUCACACUCUACGACUACAGUCAAACCACCAGCGUGCGACGCAUCGGGGACCCGGGCUCACUGAUCAAAGUCCACGUCGAGGUGGAUCGCAUCGGCGGAAUGGAGCUGCACAUUGAGAAUCUGCUGCACGGACAGCCACUUAACCAACUGGCCGAUGGCGUUAUCAACAGCAUGUGGCAACUGGGACUGCCGUUCAUCAAGCCGAUGAUUAACGAGUUGGUCAGCACAGCAUUUACGGACAUUUUCAACGAGUCCUUCCGAUAUUUUCCCCUCGAGAAGUUCCUCGCCACGUGACCUCAUCUAGCUUAUCG
Drosophila subpulchrella is the source of this 2022-nucleotide messenger RNA. RefSeq names its product circadian clock-controlled protein daywake (gene Jhbp16). The transcript has 3 exons. The record is from RefSeq and is a predicted model, not a curated record. Lineage: Eukaryota; Metazoa; Arthropoda; Insecta; Diptera; Drosophilidae. Bases 1223 to 2005 code for a protein of 260 amino acids.